AUGGCGGAAAAUACAUAUAACCAGGUUCAGUGCUGCUAUGGUGACAUCGCAAAACGCACCUCUGCCACAAGCACCCAACACAAUAGCGCCGACACAAUCGCCACGGCCUUUGGGUACAGCGCGAAGGAUCUCGGUUCACUCCCAGACAAUACAAAUUUAGGGCUAAGCUGCGGUAAUCCAGUUGCAUAUGCGAAUAUGCAGGAGGGAGAAACAGUUGUCGACCUAGGCAGUGGAGGAGGAAUUGAUGUUUUCCUGGCUGCUCGCAAGGUUGGGCCUCAAGGAAAGGCUAUUGGAGUCGAUAUGACCAAGCAUAUGAUUGAACUGGCGAAUAGGAAUGCCAAAUCAGCCGGCCUGUCCAAUGUACAGUUCAUCGAAGCGCUGAUCACCUCCAUCCCACUUCCAGACUCCAGCAUCAACUGUAUCAUCAGCAACUGCGUGAUCAAUCUUGUUCCCAGCAAGGACAAGCCAUCUGUAUUUUAUGAGAUUGCUCGUUUGCUGAAGCCUGGUGGACGGGUUGCCAUCAGUGAUAUUCUGGCGAGAAAGGAACUCCCGCAGAAUAUCGUUGACGAUAUGGCGCUCUACGUGGGCUGUAUUGCGGGUGCUAGCCAGGUUGCGGAUUAUGAGGAUUAUCUCAGACAGGCUGGAUUUCAAGGUACAUACCUAUUCUAUGUAUUGAUUGUCGAUGCCGAAACGGAUCUCAAUGUCUAUAAACAGUCGUCGAACCUGUCAGGCUGUUGCUCUACAGAUGAGUCUAAGAAAUCCACAGUCGACUAUGCUGCGAUUGACUAUAACGAGUGGGCUGGUGGGUUUACGGCUUCAUGA
Molecule: messenger RNA, 822 nt
Organism: Aspergillus wentii DTO 134E9
Lineage: Eukaryota; Fungi; Ascomycota; Eurotiomycetes; Eurotiales; Aspergillaceae
Exons: 4
Coding region: 1-822 (273 amino acids)
Molecular function (GO): methyltransferase activity
Source: RefSeq, a predicted model, not a curated record